CUCAUUAUCAGUGCCUCUAAGUAAUAGUUUUAACCUCAGGAUAAGAGAGACCACUUGACACAAAAAAAAACACAGAUAAGAGAACUGCUAUUGCUUGAAUUAUUCAUUAUGGUACAGAAAGGUGCAUUCAUCUCAACCAUACAUAUAGUCUGCUGUAAAACACAAUGCCAAAGUAGUCAACAAAGUCUGAUAUACUGAUGUUUAUUAUUGAAAAUCCUCAUCAGGCCCAAUGAGUAGACAGACAUUAGACGCCAUUAAAGUGCUGCCCAGAGGCAACUUUUCAAGCAGAUUGCAGAAGAUCAUGUGGUUUAUUGUGCAAUGGCGAUGUGUUUGUUGAGUGGCUUGCUCUUUUAAAGCCCCUGACAAAAUAUAUCAAAAGGAAGGUGAAUGCAUACAAUCUUCAAUCUCAAUAUAUUCAUUUGAAUGAAGCAUACCCCUACAUUUCAGCGAUGGAAGCAGUCAACAGUAUGUCUUAAAUGUAAAAAAUAAAUAAAAAUCGAUCCAUCCUUGCUUGCUCCGUCAUCAACCAAGCGCUGAAACAAUGUCCUGAGCUGGAUGACCUGAGCAGGGUUCUUGUGUAUCUCUGGGGUCAGAAAGGUCAACACAUUGUGUAGAUGCACCCUGUCAAGAAUAUAUUUUCCUUGAUGAGGAGCGGGGGGACUUCACGCCUAGCCCCCGAGUAUCACCUUACCUUCAAACACUGGGUCAUUGUCUGUGCUCACAGACUAUGGGUGCGAGAGUUUGGAUCUCUCUCUAUGGGAAUAGAGAGAGAUCCAAAUGUUUUCUUCACACUUUCUCGUGGGAGGAAAAGUGUAACGUCAUGGCAUUUAGUAACCUUGUGUGCAUGGAGUUCACUUGCAGCCCAGACCAGUAAAGGAUUGUGGAGGGUCUUAGAGGAACGUUUACUUGCUAUAAUGCGUUUGCGGUUCUGCCUGGGUGCUCAGGGUGUCUGAUGUUGCGCACACAUACGAUCCUGCAUUUACGGGGGUUUUGGGUUUCGACCAGGCAGCGCUGUGCUCCUCAAGCUACCGUUACCUGGAGACUCUCAUCACUAAUUUAGCAGACCAACAGCCCAUGGCAGGGUCGGAGAGGUGGAGGGGGAGCGGGGAAGACUUUCUGCGUCGCAAGCCAGGGCAGCAUCCAGCCAGGCUUCCAAAGGACAAAGGAGAAGCCAGAUCUGGGGCCAAUGCAGAACGGGGAGGCAAUGAGCCCGCAGGAGCAGGAUCCAAAGGCUUCUGUGCCCACGGAGGAGGACCACAACCAGAGCCAGGUGGGAACGGUGCCCUCGGCUCCACCGCUACCCCCCUCAUCGCCACCUCCGCCUGGACCACCGGAGUACCCGAGGCCCAGGCUGGUUUUCCACACCCAGCUGGCCCACGGGAGCCCCACAGGCCGCAUUCAUGGAUUUACCAAUGUGAAGGAGCUGUAUGCUAAGAUCGCUGAGGUGUUCAAUAUAUCCCCCUCUGAGAUCCUCUUCUGCACCCUAAACUCUCACAAAGUCGACAUGCAGAAGCUCCUGGGGGGGCAGAUAGGUCUAGAAGACUUCAUCUUCGCCCACAUCAGGGGGGAGACCAAAGAGGUGGAGGUCACCAAGACUGAGGACGCCCUCGGUCUCACCAUCACAGACAACGGAGCCGGCUACGCUUUCAUUAAGAGAAUAAAGGAAGACAGUACCAUAGACCAGCUGAAGACUGUAUGCGUGGGAGACCACAUUGAGGCCAUCAACGACCAGAGCAUCGUCGGAUGCCGACACUACGAAGUAGCUAAGAUGCUAAAGGAACAACCGAGGGGAACUCCCUUCACACUCAGACUGGUAGGGCCUAAGAAAGCCUUCGACAUGAUUGGCACGAGGACAAGAGCACCCAAGUCCAGCGACGGUAAGAUGGGGAACGGGAAGGAGACCCUGCGGCUGCGGUCCAAGGGGGCCGCGACCGUACAGGAAGUGCCCAACGAGUUUGAAGACAGAGCCACCAAGAAAGUGGAUGACCUACUGGAGAGCUACAUGGGCAUCAGAGAUGUUGAACUAGCGACCACAAUCGUGGAGGCAGGCAGAGAUAAGAAGAACCCCGAUGACUUUGCCGAGGCCUUGGAUUCGGUGCUGGGAGACUUUGCGUUCCCCGACGUGUUCCUGUUUGACGUGUGGGGUGCUAUCGGGGAUGUGAAGAACGGCAGAAUGUAGGAGGAAAGCGACGGGGAGCCUGCUGCGAUCUCCCUUUCUGUCACAGCAACCCAUAUCACUGACUUGAACUAUCACAACCCCUCGUUUGACGAUGAAAUUGCGGGUAUUUGCUUUGACACGCUGAACAAAAUGACCAAAUAUUACACAAAACGUGGCCGUCAUUGGGCAUGGUUCUGAUUGUUUGUGUCCACUAAGCAGGGCUGGGUGGGGAUACUGAAAAAUACUAGGAAGCACCAGGAAUGCAUCUCUGAAAACAGAAAGUGAGAUAAUGAAGCUGUUUAUUCCCAAUGCAGAGGGAUGGGACAAACAGCAAAGGAGAGAUACGUUUCGGUCUCAGAGACCACCCAUCAGUCAGAGAUUUAUAUCUCACCAAUGUUCACAAACAAUAUCCAUCGACCAAGGCUGUGAAGCCAUGGAGACUCCAUACAUCAGGUGGUUGAGUAAUAGCACAUUUGAUUGAAAGGAAUUGCAAGGGUAAAGUACAGUGUUACCACAUAGGGACAAAAUAUAAGGCUGAAUAAAUGUCUUAAUCUACUGGAACAUUCUUAGCAGUGAUCCCGGGGGAGGUCUACAUUGUAUUUAGCCAGUUUUAGAUGGUUUCCUUAAACCUAAUGCAACCAAACCAAGCAUUCCAAUAAGUCACUAUUGUGAAAGGAAACAGUACUCGUCAUUUCCCCACUCCUUAUAAAGUCCACAUGUUGACUACUGUGAGUUUUCUUUCAGGAAAUGCAUUAUCUGUGCCUAAAGGUGAUUGAAGAUUGGUACAAUAACCUAAUAACUCAAAUUUGUGUAAAAUGUGUUUGAAACAUCUGAUUCUUAUGUCUUUAUCUUGCCUGAGCAAUGAAGGUCUUCAUACAUCUUCCGACGCAAUCUCCCUCGAGUUAUGGUCUAAUGUUUUGGUUCAAAGUGUUUCUGAGCACAAUAGUUCUACAAUAUAUAUAAUUUAGAGGUUUGUCUUAUUGACAUCAUGUACAUAGGGGUGUCACAUGCCCUUGGAAAUAAAGAAGACAUACUAGUUAUGAAUCAUUAAUGUAUAAACGUAUUGGUUUAAAAACUUUGUUGAGUGUUUCUUGUCCCAAUGGCCUCAUUAUUGUCACUGAAAAAUAUGACUGUGUGGUUAUUAUAGAGUACUUCAAUAGCUAAAUCAUAAGCUACUCUAUGGAGACCUGAGAAUAAGGCAUAUUUCAUGUGUAUCUAAGGUUCAAAUUAACAAUAAAACAUUGCUAAUCUUAAAUUGUUGUGUCAUUGUGAAUUCAAGACCAAUUCAUUAAACUGUAACAACUUCUUAACUCGUUACUUUUACUGUAUGUUACUAAAGUAGUCCAUCCAAGUUAAUU
Hypomesus transpacificus is the source of this 3516-nucleotide messenger RNA. RefSeq names its product GIPC PDZ domain containing family, member 3 (gene gipc3). Bases 1187 to 2179 code for a protein of 330 amino acids. The transcript has 6 exons. NCBI's taxonomy places the organism in Eukaryota, Metazoa, Chordata, Actinopteri, Osmeriformes, Osmeridae. The record is from RefSeq and is a predicted model, not a curated record. Gene Ontology annotation, molecular function: protein binding.